This is a messenger RNA of Podospora pseudocomata, 3354 nucleotides long. It is a transcript of the gene YCK2, whose product is annotated as Palmitoylated plasma membrane-bound casein kinase. The transcript is spliced from 5 exons. The coding region runs from base 1 to 1338 and encodes 445 amino acids. Gene Ontology annotation, molecular function: ATP binding; protein serine/threonine kinase activity. Gene Ontology annotation, cellular component: nucleus; cytoplasm. NCBI's taxonomy places the organism in Eukaryota, Fungi, Ascomycota, Sordariomycetes, Sordariales, Podosporaceae. Gene Ontology annotation, biological process: signal transduction; peptidyl-serine phosphorylation; endocytosis. The record is from RefSeq and is a predicted model, not a curated record.
AUGGCGUCGUCAUCCUCCAACGUUGUUGGUGUACACUAUAGAGUGGGAAAGAAAAUCGGAGAGGGUUCGUUCGGUGUAAUUUUCGAGGGCACAAACCUCCUGAACAACCAACAGGUUGCCAUCAAGUUUGAACCAAGAAAGAGCGAUGCCCCCCAACUGAGAGAUGAGUACAGGACAUACAAGAUCCUCGUCGGGUGCCCUGGCAUCCCAAAUGUGUACUACUUCGGCCAAGAAGGUCUGCACAACAUCCUGGUGAUCGAUCUUCUCGGUCCAUCGCUCGAGGAUCUUUUCGACCACUGCAACCGGAGAUUCUCCCUCAAGACGGUUGUCAUGGUCGCCAAGCAGAUGCUGUCCCGCGUCCAAACCAUCCACGAGAAGAACUUGAUCUACCGUGAUAUCAAGCCCGAUAACUUCCUCAUCGGCAGGCCAAACUCCAAGACUUCCAAUGUCAUCCACGUGGUCGAUUUCGGUAUGGCCAAGCAAUACCGUGACCCCAAGACGAAGCAACACAUUCCCUACCGCGAACGCAAGUCGCUUUCUGGCACUGCUCGUUACAUGAGUAUCAACACCCAUCUUGGUCGCGAGCAGUCGAGAAGAGACGAUCUCGAGGCCCUUGGCCACGUAUUCAUGUACUUUUUGCGCGGUGGUCUUCCCUGGCAGGGUCUCAAGGCUGCUACUAAUAAGCAGAAGUACGAGAAGAUUGGUGAGAAGAAGCAGACGACGCCCAUCAAGGAGCUGUGCGAGGGUUUCCCCGAGCAGUUGGUGACGUAUCUGACAUAUGUGCGCAACCUCGGCUUCGAGGACACGCCCGACUAUGACUACCUCCGUGAGCUUUUCACCACGGCGCUCAAGGAGGCUGGCAUUCCCGAAGAUGGAGAGUAUGACUGGAUGAAGGUUGGCAAGCCCGACAGGAAGGGGGACUGGGACCGCCCGGGCGCUUUGCACAACCCAAACGCCCGCCCCGGGGCUUCGGCCAUGGAGAUCCACGGCAACUCGAGGGGGCCGACGACACACCACCAAAGCGACCCGCGAGCCCCUCAAUUGAGCAUGUCGCAUUUAAACGCCGGGAAACCCCUACCGCCCCAGCCGAACCAGAGGCAGUCGAAGCAAGGACGGCCAAACGCGCCCGCCUUGGGAGCCCAAAGACCCGCGGUCGGGGGUUACAACAUGCCAGCAGCGACACCUACGGGAUCAACCCAAGCCCAGUUCCAGACCAGCACCCAGAACCUACCGCAACGACCGAUGGCACACUCGCCUGCCAUACCUGCUCCCCAGAAUAACGCUCAACCACAGCCAACAGGCUUCCAGAAGUUCAUGAAGACUCUUUGCUGCGGUUAAUGGGUUUUGGUUGUUUUUUUUACGCGUUGAUCUGGCGUCUUGCUGACGUUGUAAGCGGCAGCCGGCGGCACGUUCUAUAUAGAGGCUUUCGAAGAUAGGAGUCCUUUAUGAUUUGUCUGCGACAUGCGUUGUUAGUUUUUUUGCAUGGGACAUUAGAAGGACGCCUUUCUUACACGGGGGCGCAUUCUAGCACAUUUGGCGCCUUUCCUGGACAGCAUUACGAUUACGAUAAUCCCGGUUUCUCCCUUUUUUUUCUGUCUUUGUCUUGUCUUUCUGGCCUUUGACCUGCUUGCAGCUCUCGCGGAGGAUGUUGGCAGGGCUAAUAACUACUUCUUGGGCUGGCCUGCCAGGGGAAAAUAUCAGUCUUGACUUGUUUGGCGCCUUGGGGGAACGUUUUCACUCUCACUCUCACACUCUCACUCUCACUCUCACUCUCACACAUUACACACACAUCACCACACAUACUCGCAGAUAAACUCACUCUAAUAAUCAGCAUCCCUUUUGAGAACAUACAGAAAAAGAACGGCAUUGUAACAGGGCAUGGUUUCAUCACUUUUUUUUUUUCUUUUGACUCGUGUGGUUUUUUUCUGGCUGGCUGGACAGGGUGGUGUUUUCCUUUUUUUUUUGGUUUUCUUUUUUCCAUCAUCGUCUUGUUGUUUUUGCUCGUCCAGAAAUAAUGAAAGAAUCUCUCUGUCUCCAAAAGAAAAACACAAGCACGAAGAGAAAGAGCCCCCUUGCUAUGUUCAGCAGUCAGUCAGUCAGUAUACACUCGAGUCAUUGAAAAAAAAUUUUUGAUUCCGAACCCAACCUGCCCUGUUUUUUGCCUGGUGUAUGUUUUCUUUGUUUUAUCUGUCUGUAUAAGCGUGUGUGUAUGUGUGGGUGAGUGGGUAUAUCAUUUCUUUUCUUUUUUUGUACAAGACUCUGGGCGUUGUAAAAUGGGACAAACAUUGUCGGUUUUGUUGUAAUUGUUGCUGCUGUAAUGUCUUUUUGUUGUUUGGCUUUUUGGAUAUAGUUUAGUUCGUUGUUGUGUGUUUUCCCUUGACAAGAGCUGUCUGUUUUCCUAUGUUGGUGUAUAGGCCUUUGGUGCGUGUGGUAAUAAUGCUGGUUGUGAGGAGGAAAGUCAAGGGGAGGAGGGAGUCAAGUCGAAGAGGGUAGAGAGCGGACGGUGUUGGGAUAAGAGCGGAAGGUGCUGGAGAGGAGGGUUGAUUUAGGCGGAAUGUUGGAAAGAUAACUUGAGGGUGUGAAGGGUUGGAAUCUCUGGGAUAGAUAUAGUUGAUAUAAAUCUGUGGUGUGUAUAACGAAAGGAUUUGGACCAUUUUCCACCUCCAGCCUUGAAACACAAUCCCUGAUCUUUAUGAUUUCAUAACUCCCACGACAGACAUACAUACAUUAUAGACAGAAAGACAGACCAUUUUCCCAUUGGCAAGUCUUAUUUCUAAAUUUCAUAACCACAACCACCAACCACGGCAACAACUAACAAACGAACAUUUCUUAUUUCAACAUAUAUAAAACGCACACCCCCCCUCAUCUCCUUCAUUUUGUCAUGCCCCAAAAUUGUUCUCUCACGUUAGCUUCUGCUUAAUAAAAAAGCUCCUAAGAUGGCUCAGCUGCCAAGCACAGGUACCAGCAAGGACAAACAAUUGAAUCAAGAUCCAGCGGACGACGCGAGCGUUGGUGGACUCGGAUUGAUCACGGAAUUCGGCUUCUCUCUCCUAUUGUUCCCCUCAUAUCAGCACCACCCCAUCUCCCUGAAUGAGAGCAACUUACACGUUGAAACACCUGCUCCCUCCUGAUGUCAUUCAGCCUCGCGUUCAGGUCCUUGACCCGGGUGGCCAGGUCGGCAAUCUUGGACUUGUCGCUGCUGUCGAUGGCCGAGGUCUCGCCGAUGGCCAUGUCGAGGGUGAGGCGGAUGCCGCCGUUGGGCUGGGCCAUGCUCAGCCAGGAGGAGCGGCCGCUGGAGGAGGAGGGGGUGAAGCAGAUUUUGUGGUCGCCGGCUUCGGCGGCGGUGAAGGUGAA